Serpula lacrymans var. lacrymans S7.9 is the source of this 502-nucleotide messenger RNA. RefSeq lists its product as uncharacterized. Lineage: Eukaryota; Fungi; Basidiomycota; Agaricomycetes; Boletales; Serpulaceae. The record is from RefSeq and is a predicted model, not a curated record. The annotation marks the transcript as partial. The transcript is spliced from 5 exons.
CCACUUAGGAUGCUUCCUGUUACCGACUUCCAAUUCGCCGUUUGUGGGUUUGCCACAUUUGCCGCUACUGUCGGCUUUGCUUGCACAAGACGACUCGCAAGACCAACCACUACCCAGCCCGACGUAGAAGCGGGCAGCUUGGCAUGUACAGAAAUGUCAGGAGAAACACUGGCGAUGGAGAAGCCGCUCGAUGAGAAGGCUUCUGCAGCCUCUUUAAAGCGAAAGUUGACCGAGGAUACAGACGAGCCUGCAGAAUGUGAGCGUCCUCAGAAACGCAGCAAAACUCCGCCAGUCGAAGAAGAAAACCAGGCCAUCCCACCUGUUGUUCCCCAGCCAAACCUCUGCGGCGCUGAUCCAGCAAACUCAGAAGACAUAGAAUCUUAUUCUCAGCAGAUAACUGCCCACUCGACGCACGUCGAAUUGAAAGAUGAGGUCGCAACCUCGAAAUAUGAGCCCAUCAACGAACCCAUCAACGAACCCAUCAACGAACCCACCAAUGAUU